Molecule: messenger RNA, 1818 nt
Organism: Schistocerca americana (American grasshopper)
Lineage: Eukaryota; Metazoa; Arthropoda; Insecta; Orthoptera; Acrididae
Product: UDP-glucosyltransferase 2-like
Exons: 6
Coding region: 229-1506 (425 amino acids)
Molecular function (GO): UDP-glycosyltransferase activity
Source: RefSeq, a predicted model, not a curated record
UUGGUGCACAGCUCCUUCGCCUCCAAGAUACUGGUCAUCGCACCAUCGCCUGCCAUAAGUCACCAGAAACCAUUUCAUACGCUAACUCAGGCUUUACUUCAACGAGGCCACGAGAUCACUUUUCUUACUCCGAAUCCUCUAAAUCUUGCUCACGAGAAUCUAACGGAAAUUGACCUGGCUCCAGCUUAUAAACUUCAAAAUGAGGUUAAUUUUGUAGACUGGGCUUACAUGUCACCUGUGGAAACACUGAACCUGAUUUUUGACCUAUGUUAUGACGUGGUUCAAGUGCAACUGAGUCAGCCAGCGGUACAGGAUUUUAUCAGGAGAAAACCCACUUUCGACCUGAUGAUCAUCGAGCGACUAUCGUACCAAGCCUACUACGGGCUGGCCCACUUGGUCGGAUCGCCUCCUCUGGUUGGUUUGGUGACGAUGACCAAUUUCGCACCCGUAUACCAUAUGUAUGGCAGUCCCAUGAACCCUGCCUAUCUGCCCGAUCUCUGGGUGGGAUUAUCUGAUCAUAUGACCUUCUGGCAACGUCUGUACAACACUUACUUCUAUCUAAGGCUCUAUUACAUGUGGUUCUGUCGAGUAAUCCCAGAACAGGAGAGCGUAAUGCGAGAAUUCUUCGGAACGGCACCACCACCAGUUUACGAGACGGAGUACAACUUCAGCCUCCUCAUCACCAAUAACGACUUCUCCUUGGAGUACGCACGGCCACUGACGCCAAACAUCAUUGAAAUCAAUGGCAUCCACGUACCGGUGGAAGUCGAACCGUUAUCUGAGGAUAUCCAGAAGUUCCUGGAUGGAGCUGAGCAUGGCGUGAUCUACUUCAGCCUCGGUUCGAACGUGAAAAGCACUAACCUCCCCCCUGAGAUGAUCCAGGACAUUCUGCAGGUAUUCAGACAGCUGCCACAGCGUGUCCUCUGGAAGUGGGAGAACGACUCGCUGCCUUCUCAGCCGGAGAACGUCAUGAUCCGAAAGUGGCUGCAGCAGCCGUCUGUGCUGGCUCAUCCGAAAGUCCGCCUUUUCAUAAUGCAGGGUGGUCUCCAGAGCUUGAACGAGGCCACAUACCAUGCAGUUCCAUUAGUGGUCAUCCCGGUCUUCUCUGACCAGCACCAUAACGCUGCAAAGAUUGCACAGUCACAGAUUGGCGUCAGGUUGAAUAUUCAAGACGUCACGAAAGACACAUUUCUGCGUUCCAUACGUACGGUUCUGGAAGACACGACGUACAAGGAUAACAUGAAGAGACUGUCGGCCGUGUUCCGCGAGCACAGGGCGGACUCGCGGGAGCGGGCGGUGUGGUGGGUCGAGUACGUGAUCCGCCAUAAGGGAGCCCCACACCUGCGGAGCGCAGCCCUCGACCUGCACUGGUGGCAGCUGCUGCUGCUCGACGUGGUCGCCUUCCUGCUGGUGGUCGCUGCCCUCACACUCUGCGUCGUCUACUCCGUCGCACGGCGCAUAGCGUCCGUCUGCAAAGGCAACAAACAGAAGCAGAAGAAACAGUGAUCAACUGAAAGUGGAUUCCGUCAAUUCUUUCUUUAGGAACCGCAGACUCACCAAUAUUUCAAAAUGUGUGCUUCUCUGCGAAUAAUACUUCAGGAAUCACAGUCUAUACCAUCAAGAUAUGAAGAAGUAAUUUCAUGUCAUUGCAACAGUAUUCUAUUUAUAUUUAGAUGUAGUGUGUUGGAUUGUAUUGGAGUCAGUCGACUGUAGGAAAAUAAUUCGAAUUUUAGUCCUCAUUAGAAUAACACGUUAUUAAUUUAAGUGGAUUACAAUCAUGUGCAUUUACAAUAGACAGAAAUAAAGUUUUAACGAUCA